AGAAGAUCUGGAGUUAUGCUUGUUUUGGAGUCCAGGCAUGUCUUCCAUAAACAUUGUGUUGAUCCCUGGUUGAAUGAACAUUACACUUGCCCCAUCUGCAAACAAAACAUCCUGAAAGCCCUUGGAUUGCUGUUAGGGCCAGAUGUACACUGCGCAGAGAAUUCAACGCUUGAUAUGGAGAGAUCAGUCAGAGAAUCGCCCUCCAAUCAGAGGUCCAUGCCUAUUGAUGUGACGAAUAAUGGUUCCAUCAGUCUUGAACCACUCCGUUUUCUGGGAAGCUCACCGUUGAGUCAGGAAGAGGAACCUGUGCCACGAUCUAGAGAAAUGAACGUCACUGUAACCAAAGAAUGGCUUAUUAUCGCAAGUUUUGGUGUGCUUAGCGCUCUCACUCUCUUCUACAUGAUAAUCAAAGCAACCACAGGCACAGCAGAAGAUGAAUAUGAAAGUGAGACAAUACAGUUGUGAAAGAUUGGAAAUGAAAGAAGAUAAUUGAACAGGUAAGUACCACCAUGGCAAGU
Molecule: messenger RNA, 518 nt
Organism: Chiloscyllium plagiosum (whitespotted bambooshark)
Lineage: Eukaryota; Metazoa; Chordata; Chondrichthyes; Orectolobiformes; Hemiscylliidae
Source: RefSeq, a predicted model, not a curated record